This is a messenger RNA of Daldinia vernicosa, 780 nucleotides long. RefSeq lists its product as uncharacterized. Lineage: Eukaryota; Fungi; Ascomycota; Sordariomycetes; Xylariales; Hypoxylaceae. The coding region runs from base 1 to 780 and encodes 259 amino acids. The transcript has a single exon. The record is from RefSeq and is a predicted model, not a curated record.
AUGAUCAAGUCAAGAGACGAGCGGCUAGGCUUCAAGAUAUUCACAUAUGAAACCCAUUCCGGUGGUACAACCCUCCUAGGCAUACCUUGGGGACCAAAUUAUCAAGGCAUACAAGCUGUCGAAGAUUUAAAAUUGAUACAGCCCCGGACUUCGAGAAUCAGAAGCGUUAGAGGCAUCCGAGUCCCCUCCUGUGUUGCCAUUUACACUCGUCUUAUUCUUAUCACCUUACGCUGCGAGUGGCUCAUACUUUACGCCGUUAACAUUCUCGUCAUAAUCAUCCCCAGACCGGAGCUCAAGUCAGAAGGCGCUCCUUCUGUACGGUAUCGAGGCCGGCACCGACGCAACUGCAAUGGGCGCGACUCUGCGGUGGAGACGAUCGUCUUGACCUCUCCACCGUCGGUAGGGCUGGGAAUAUUUGGAGGGGAGCUAAGAGCGCUGGGGCGAUCCUUCGGGCGGGUCUUGCAUCUGGCAACCAAGAAGAGCCCCAAAGAGGGACUGGGGCUUUUUGUGUUCCCACUAAACCGGAGGGUACGAAGCUGUGCUUAUGCCGCACCGCCUUCGGGAUUUGUUAUGGAGAUAGAAGGAGAAUCUAACACGAGGCGAUUGGCAGACUCCGCGCAGCCAGGUUUUCCGAGAGGGAACCUGCUCACUGGCAGGCGGUCUGGUCUUGGGCAGCCAAAACGUGUUCGCAUCGGCAGCCCGUGCCUUUAUAUCGGCGGCUCUCUCGUCGACGCAGUCUCCAAACCCUUAUACAGGAUUAUAGGUAUUCCAGAUGAGUGA